Molecule: messenger RNA, 5458 nt
Organism: Oryzias latipes (Japanese medaka)
Lineage: Eukaryota; Metazoa; Chordata; Actinopteri; Beloniformes; Adrianichthyidae
Gene: tbc1d25
Product: TBC1 domain family, member 25
Biological process (GO): activation of GTPase activity; regulation of autophagosome maturation
Cellular component (GO): autophagosome
Molecular function (GO): GTPase activator activity
Source: RefSeq, a predicted model, not a curated record
CGUGCUGCGUUGGCAGUCAGCUCCGGAGAAGAAGAACCCCCGAACUCGGGAACUCGGUUGGUGUCAGCAUCGUUAUGUUGUGAUUGUGGUUUCGAUGCGGGAGGAAAUCCUAACUCCGAGGAUCCGUCCUGUUCGCAAACGGAGCCCCUAAGAUGGCAGGCGAGGAGGAGAGGGGGGUGGUUCGAGUCAAAGUCAGGAAGUGUGACGGGGCUCUUCCUGUGGAGUUUCGCUCGUUUGCUGUGGAUCCUCAGAUCACAUCUCUGGAGGUCCUGCAGCACAUCCUGAUCCGGGCCUUCGACCUGAACGGGAGGCGGAACUUUAACAUCAGUUACCUGUGUCGGGAUCGCAGCAGUGCUGAAAUGUACCUGUCCUUGCUGUCUGACUGGGAUCUGGAUGUUGCCUUUCUCAGUGCCGCCAAACCGUUUCUGGAGCUCAAGAUGGAUGUGAAGCCCUCAGAGGACAGUCCUGUGAUGGAGGACUGGGACAUCAUAAGCCCCAAAGACGUGAUCGGCUCUGAACAGCUUCUAGCAGAGAAAACGAGAUCUCUGGCUUCUGCAGCUCUUCCCUUCACACAGUCUCUGCUCUCCCAGGUGGGACGCACCCUGUCCAAGGUCCAGCAGGCCUUCGCUUGGUCCUACGGGGAAGAGAUCAAGCCUUUCAAGCCCCCCUUAAGUGACUCAGAGUUUCACAGUUACCUGAACGGACAGGGCCAGCUGACCCGGCCAGAGGAGCUCCGGCUGCGGAUCUACCACGGGGGUGUGGAGCCCUCUCUGCGCAAGGUGGUUUGGCGGUACCUUCUGAACGUUUACCCCGAUGGGCUGACUGGACAAGAGAGAAUGGACUACAUGAAGAGGAAGACGAGGGAGUAUGACCAGCUGAAGAGGGAAUGGCCCGCUCGGGUCAGCCAAGACGACCUGGAGUUCAUCCGCGGGAACGUUCUCAAGGACGUGCUGAGAACGGACCGAGCUCAUGCGUACUAUGCUGGCUCUGAAGACAGUCCACAUCUGACGGCGCUCACGGACCUGCUCACCACGUACGCCAUCACUCAUCCUCAGAUCUCUUACUGUCAGGGCAUGAGCGACAUCGCGUCUCCCAUCCUUGCUGUCAUGGACAACGAAGCCCACGCCUUUAUUUGCUUUUGUGGCAUCAUGAAGAGGCUGGAGGGAAACUUCCGCCCGGACGGCCAGCUCAUGUCCAUCAAGUUCCAGCACCUGAAGCUGCUCCUGCAGUAUUCAGAUCCAGAAUUCUACUCGUACCUGGUUUCUCGAGGGGCUGAUGACUUGUUCUUCUGCUACCGCUGGCUUCUGUUGGAGCUGAAACGAGAGUUUGCCUUUGAUGAUGCCUUGAGGAUGCUGGAGGUCACGUGGAGCUCUCUGCCCCCGGAUCCUCCGGAGACUGAGGUGGAGCUGGUGGGGCCACAGUUGGACUCCGGCAAAGGCGUGUCCUGCAGGGGCGAGGAGCGGGCGGUGGAGAACGGCCACGGAGACUAUGCAGAGCAAAAGGAGGAGCAGCGAAAGCGUCACAUGCUGAGGCCGUCACGGGAGGAAGCGCCUGAGAGCAACAGCGCCGUCACUGAAGAGAUGGAGGCUGAGGGGACCGAGGAGGCCGAGGGGGAAGCUCCCAUGGUCACGGGGGAACGGUCCGAGGUACGGAGUCCUCGCUGCGAGAGACAAGCCAGUUUUGGAGAGUUUAAAUAUUAUUCAGCUCGAAAUGAAGACAGUUUUGAAAUGGAAGACUCUGAGGCGACGCAGGAAGCCGUCACGUCAGAGCCGGAAACAAACUCCUCCAGCCGCCAGUCCACUGUGGACAGCGAGGACGACCCAGGAGAAAAAGACCCCCUCAUUAAAAAUGGUGACUCCUCAGCCUCUCCCCACACUCGGGGCCUUUCUACGAGGAAAACUGAAUCCUCUGUCGGUCAGACUUCAGCAGCUUCUCCAGACUCCGCCCACAUCCUCAACGGAGGCGACGCCUUCCCAAGAACUGCACCCAGAGGGUCUGCUUCCUCCGCCCACGCGAUGAGCCCCCCCACCACGAAAACACCCGUCACUUCUCCCUCUCACGCCCAAAGCCGGUCCUUGCUCUCCUCGCCCAUUUUGUCCUUUGCCAGAAGCCCCUCCCUCUCUGGCGCCUCAGCCACCACACCCAGCGCCCUGAGAGCCGAGGCUGCCGGCUUCAAGCCAUGCUGUCUGCCCCCCCCCCAGGAGUUUGGCAAAGGAAACCCCUUCAUGUUGUUCCUGUGUCUGUCCAUCCUGCUGGAGCACCGGGACCACAUCAUCAAGAACGCGUUGGACUACAACGAGCUGGCCAUGCACUUUGACCGCCUGGUGCGGCGCCACAACCUGACCCGGGUUCUGCAGAGAGCCAAAGCCUUGUUUGCAGACUACCUUCAGAGUGAGGUGUGGGACUCAGAGGAGGGCGAUGAAGUCAGCUCUGAUUCCCCCACCACGGCGACGGCCCCCCAGCUCUCGCCCUCCUUGACCGUCCCUGCCCGCCCCAUCUACAGUCCUCUAGCCUCCCCCCCAUCAUCCCCCAACUCCACCUACAACCUCGCCACCACCAUUCCCUCGCCGUCGGCCCCGCUCUCCCCCACAUCCUGAGUCCCUCUGGCUUUGACCCCAUCCUGCUGGAGGAGCAGACGUGUCUUUCUCUGGACAGCCUCCCGCGUUGGAGCUGAUCUUCUAUGCCUGGUUGCAUAUAUUCCCUCUGUGUCUUCUCCUGUCUGUCCUGGAAGGGGGCAUUCAGCCGCUGACUUUGUGGAGGUACCUUCAGGGGUUCUCGAGGCCUGAAAAUGGAAACUGGGUUGUUGCAGUUUGGCUGCGCUCUUCAAGAAUCCCCGAAGCCCGACCCAGCGGAUGCGUUGAGGCUCGCUGCUGACCAGCUCCUUCAUGAUCGACUGCUCGGUUCCUGUGAAGGGACUUUUCCACAAAGGUUCUGUUUUCUGUUGGACUGCAAACUCAGAGACGCUUUGACCAACGGUUUGAGUGUAGAGGACGGACUCAGCCACCGGAGACCUCUGCAUCCGUUUUUAACUUUCCUUCUCCUGUCGGAGGAAAGAUGCUUUUUAAAAGGUUUUUCCUUUUCUUUACGCUCAAAUCUCUUGUUAUGGUUGAUGGCAGAUUGGUGGAAGCAAACAUGCUGCAGAACAUUCUGUUCUCCAAAGCAUCAUGGAGUGUGCAGUCUGCUGCAGCAUGCCGGGGCUGGGAAUGGCUGUGUCUGUCCUUAACCUGCCUCCAUUUCUACGCCCACAGCUCCGUUCCUCCUACACCUGGAAUGGAGUCCAUGUUCGUGUUGGUCACGUGAUGAGCUUUGGUGUUGGGAAGGCGUGUGGAGCAGGAGAGGCCUGGAAGGAGUUGUGCUCUGCUGGUUCUGGGUUUGUGCAAUUCUCCCAAUGAGAAGUGACCUUUAGUUUGACACUUCCCAUGCAAACAUUGGUUUUUGCUUUGAUUUGAAAGUUCUGCUGGCAGUUGGAGGUCAGGUGGAGCUGGUUUUGACCUGGUUCCAAAGGUUAAGGAGGUCAAGUGGAUACUGGUUUCCCAGCAGAAGAUGUGGAUCGCAGUGCAUGAAUAGUUUUUACUGAGCAACACUCUGGUCUUCAUUAUCGGCUCACAGUGACCAGAAGGUCUUUGUGGUUUGGAUCAGGGGCUUCUUUUGCUGAAUCUUCUGAGCUUGAAGCAUGGGUUCUAAAUAUGACGUUCUUUUAUUCAUAUUGCUGUUCUCCAGAACGCCUUUUUGUUGCCCCGUUGGAAGGAUUGGAUGGUGGUGCUGUCUGACGGCCAAUAACAGAACAUUAGAAGUGCCUCCUGUGUUCAGUCGGCCUUGUUUGUGCUCUUACUGUGUCGUCUUGGCUCUGGCGUCUUCAGUACACGUGGAGGACGUGAAGCAGGUCCGACAGAGGAUGCAGAUCUACUCAUGAAGGUGUUGGACCGGUUACGCCUCCAGGAAAACGAUAGACUUUCAGGUUCAGAGGCUCCUUUAUACAAAGCACAUUACCUGGGUAAAGCAAAGUUGUAGUUAUUUCCUUUUGAACGAGGAGAUGUUGUGAGGAUUUCAGGGUGUCUCUGGUUUUCCUGACCUGCUGCAGCGUGGAGGCUCGGUCAGCAGAGCCUCUCUGGAUCCUUCUCUUUUGGCCUUUCCUCGGCCUCGAGGUUUUAAAGAAACAUGAGGAAAUCAAUGUUGGUAUUUCCCAAAAAACCUGCUGGUGCUCCGCCCAAUCAGAUCUAUGAGACUAGAUCCUUUUGACUUGGAUGAGUUGAUGAACCUUCCUGUGCGUGAGCUUACGCCACAGGCUCCUCCCCCUCCCUCACACUACUGUCCUCAUGUGGGCGAGCAGCUGGAUGGCAGUGACAGACUUAUGCAAAGCCUGUAACCGGUCUAAAUGAUGAUGUUUGUCUGCGUUUUGGGGGCGGGACAGUCUCCUGCUUCAGAUGUUUGGCUGAACGGAGCUUAAAGCAUCAAAGGGGCAGUGGGGGCUGAAGCUGCUGGAGUUCCUCUCAUCUUACCAUGGAGAUGAAUGUCGUCUGGAUGGUCAGUGAGGGCAGGAGAGGACGCGUUUUAGGAGAGAUCUGCUCCGGAUUGGGAUGGAAACGCGUUGAUCCUCCUGCCUUAUGCACAUUUUUGAUGAACGUCAGCAGAAGAGCAUGUGCCUCCUUAACCUACAGCGACCCCUGCUGCCAUCACUUCCUGACGGGUGUGAUUCUGUUGAGGUGGUUCUGCCGGCUGCAGGAAACACCUGCCAAGGGUGCAGAGACGGUCAGGAGUCUCAAAGCAUCUUCAGACGAAUCUCACAGCAAACAGAGAAGUUCAAACUCUGUCACACUGUACUGACGGUCAUCAGCCGAGCUAAAAGGCUGAGGAGCUUUUUUUGGGUCCGAUGGGGAUCGGUGCUGUGUGCACAGCUGUGAGGCGACUGGUGUUUGGCGUCCAACAGCUGUCUCUGGUCAGAAUGGCGUCUGAUGUUGGACUGCAAGGAAGCUGAGAGCUGUUUAAUGCACCAGCAUCAUAAGUGCUACAGAUACCUUCAUGUGUUUGUGCAUUUAAGCCACUGUGACACAAUCAGAGAAGAUGAGAGCCCGUUGUGCUUUCUCCCUCCAUGUUUGGGGGUGACGGGGGCUCAUGAACGCCUGGUCUGAUGUGGGGGAGCAGAGCAACGAGUGCUUCUGCUGGUCAUCACGUCCCGCCGUUGUUCUCGUCUCACAUUGGGCUCAUCCCACAGGGGUGGACCUCUGUUUUGGAAAGAACUGAUGAGCUUCAUGCAGAAGUCCAGCCGUCUUAGAAUCUUCUUCUGCUUCUUUUUCAGCGUCAUCAUUCAGCAAAUGAAGCGAAACGAACUGGAACAUUCAGACCGAGAGAAGAUGAACAUGCUCGCCUCUUGAAACCAUAUGUGCACAAUAUUUCGAAAUCAUUUAACAAUGUUCUUGAUUGUUUAUUGUAUACAAAUAAAUUAUAAUUGAUGACUGAA